AUGGACGAAUCGGAGAUCACAGAAGCCCUCUCUUUUCCAGUUGGAUUGAAAAGUAUGCUGCUAUUUCUUACAUGCGUGGCUCGCGACCUCACUCCCACGUCUGAUCGGUCACCCCAUUUGGACGUCCUCCCUCGUGCGCUGAGAGACUUGUACAGCAACAUGUCUCGUACGACGGAGGGGCAUAUCCCUACCGCGUUUUUGACUGUGUUGCAUCAGGGUGUGCUUCAGUUCGGGGAGAUUGAUGGAUCGGGCAAGAAUGGAAUGUUAGGAGGGUACGUGCAGCAAGAUGCUGAGGGGUGUUGCCAGUGGACACAGCUUACUAACGGCUUGAAAGAGGUCCCUGAGAUCGAUACUACGGGUAAUACAGUGGUGGGGGGAAGGAGAUUCGUUGAUCAGUUUAUGAUGGCAGAGAUGCAUUUGAAAUGCGACAAAGCGCCUGAAGAGCCUAGCAUUGUUACGAUAGAAAAGGUACUGAAAAUCAAGUGCGAUAUUUCAGCGACAACGAAUUCUAUGCACACUGGUAUCAAGGAUAUAUGCGCGUUUUUUGUGCCUGGGUUGGUCUUUGCUUACGCGCACACAGGCAAUGAACUCUCAAUUGGAAAAGAACUUGGGCGUCAAGCAGUUUACAGCCAGACGUUGCGUCUCUCGCGCCUACCAAGUUACCUGACGGUGCACAUGGUUCGUUUUGCAUGGAGACGCGAUAUCGGAAAGAAGGCCAAAAUUAUGCGCAAAGUGAAGUUUGCGUCAGAGUUUGAUGCGCUGGAAGUAGUGACCGAAGAGCUCAUGCCGGUGUCCAGCCUGCUAAAGUCUAAAGACGAACCACUUGAUCUGAAAGCGGGUGACGCGUAA
Suillus subaureus is the source of this 849-nucleotide messenger RNA. RefSeq lists its product as uncharacterized. Gene Ontology annotation, molecular function: proteasome binding; cysteine-type deubiquitinase activity. Bases 1 to 849 code for a protein of 282 amino acids. The transcript has 6 exons. Gene Ontology annotation, biological process: protein deubiquitination; proteasome-mediated ubiquitin-dependent protein catabolic process; regulation of proteasomal protein catabolic process. Lineage: Eukaryota; Fungi; Basidiomycota; Agaricomycetes; Boletales; Suillaceae. The record is from RefSeq and is a predicted model, not a curated record.